Molecule: messenger RNA, 341 nt
Organism: Mya arenaria
Lineage: Eukaryota; Metazoa; Mollusca; Bivalvia; Myida; Myidae
Product: turripeptide Ici9.1-like
Exons: 3
Coding region: 38-295 (85 amino acids)
Biological process (GO): cell differentiation; multicellular organism development
Molecular function (GO): protein binding
Source: RefSeq, a predicted model, not a curated record
UUUAACAUUCGUAUUAUCACAGAAGAGUGCAGACAACAUGUUUUCCGCCGUCGUUGGAGUUAUUUUGAUGGUUUUACUGACAUCAGUGGUUCACACUGCACCUAUUAAGCGCCAAGACUUCUGUCCGCUUGUUUGUCCUAAGAUCUAUGACCCCAGGUGUGGUUCUGACGGCAAAACAUAUGAUAACCAGUGUUACUUUCAACGCGCUGAAUGUAUGAACCUUUACUCUCUUACACUUGCGCAUAUUGGACCAUGCGAAGGUGACACAACCUCUUCCGAUUUAGUUGCUAACUAACUUUGUAUUCAAACAGUACUGUUUCAUUAAAAAAACUGCGUUGUUA